ACUCUCUCGCUCUCCCUCAUACCAAUCUGAUUCGUUCCUCCAUUGCUCUCAAUCAAACCUAGCUCCAAGAAAUGGGUCGGAGAAAGGGGACGGUGUUAACACAUGAUGGCCCUCCGGACGACUUCGAUCCGGAGAAUCCAUACAAGGACCCGGUGGCGAUGCUGGAGAUGCGGGAGCAUCUGGUGAGGGAGAAGUGGAUCGACAUCGAGAAGGCCAAGAUUUUGAGGGAGAAAGUCAAGUGGUGCUACCGUGUGGAGGGGGUCAACCACCUCCAGAAAUGCCGACAUCUCGUUCAGCAGUACCUCGACGCCACCCGAGGGGUCGGGUGGGGCAAGGAUCACCGCCCCCACUCUCUUCACGGUCCUAAGGUGGAGGCAUCUGCCGAGUGAGUGGUUCAUGGGCGGAGUCCGGGUCUGAAUAAUUUGAGGUAAUCGAGUGUACCAGUUGGCUAAUGUAUUGGAGACAUGUCCGCAUGUCAGUCAGGUGUGUGUUUGUUCUGUUGUUAGCCUUUUGCUCAGUUGACUGUUACAAUCAGAUGUACGGCUUUACUUUUAAACAAUCGAGCCCCAAUGGGUGGCCAACUUCUUUAACAUAUGGCUUUCUGAUGAGAGUUGAUAUGAAACAAGGAAUAACAAAAUGAUGCCAUAAGUUCUUAUGUGCAGUAUUUUUAUGUGUCGAUAUUCAUGUACAUUAAUGGAUGCUGAUUGUGUUACAUUCACGAUCAGUGCCUGGGGAAAAAUUAUAAAUUCAAGUUAAUGCAA
This is a messenger RNA of Sesamum indicum (sesame), 761 nucleotides long. RefSeq names its product NADH dehydrogenase [ubiquinone] 1 beta subcomplex subunit 10-B. NCBI's taxonomy places the organism in Eukaryota, Viridiplantae, Streptophyta, Magnoliopsida, Lamiales, Pedaliaceae. The record is from RefSeq and is a predicted model, not a curated record. Gene Ontology annotation, cellular component: respiratory chain complex I.